This is a messenger RNA of Pleurotus ostreatus (oyster mushroom), 1002 nucleotides long. RefSeq names its product Transcription initiation factor TFIID subunit 12 (gene TAF12). Gene Ontology annotation, biological process: DNA-templated transcription initiation; RNA polymerase II preinitiation complex assembly. Gene Ontology annotation, cellular component: transcription factor TFIID complex; SLIK (SAGA-like) complex; SAGA complex. Gene Ontology annotation, molecular function: TBP-class protein binding; DNA binding; protein heterodimerization activity. The record is from RefSeq and is a predicted model, not a curated record. The transcript is spliced from 6 exons. NCBI's taxonomy places the organism in Eukaryota, Fungi, Basidiomycota, Agaricomycetes, Agaricales, Pleurotaceae. Bases 1 to 1002 code for a protein of 333 amino acids.
AUGUCAACUCCAAAUGCCGGCCAAGCAGCUUCUAGCCCUGCGCCAUCGACUUCUGCGCAACCCACACAGCCACAAAUCAAUACUGCCAAUGCAAUCAACAUUGUGAACGCACUGAGCUCUCUCUUGAAGAAUAAGACAGGAGAAACAGUAGCCAACGAGCAAAUCACCCAAGCGCUGAUAUCUAAUAUGUCCUAUCUGCACGAGUUAGCGAAGAACGGGAAGUUAGACCAAAACCAAAUACUUCAGCUGAAAGCAUACGCCGAUCAGAAUCGUGUCAAGCCCCCCGCUGCCGCCACGAGUGCAUCUUCCCCUGCUCCUGCUCAUCCCUCAACGCCUGCACCAACCGCACAGCCUGGGGCAUUCAAAAAUCCGACGGACGCGCCACCACUUACACUUUCAUCGACAGUAGGAGAAGGAUACACCAUCAGCUCUACUUUGUCCACAACCAACCCAGGGCCCGUGGCAUGGGCCAGCGCACAGCAAGGACGUCCCACCUUGACGGGGGGGAUAGCCGGAGGCAGAAUGGCUGGCACUCCCGCCCAGAUCGCUAGAACUCCCGAUGACCCCACUUUGCUCACUGUGGACGAACACCGAAACAGACGGAAGACUACUCCAGGAGAUCAGAGUAUGAGGAGGUCCAUCCAGGAUCUCGUAGCGAGUAUUGACCCCAAUGUCAAGAUCGAACCUGAAGUCGAAGAUCUUCUACUAAACAUCGCGGAUGAAUUCAUAGACUCCGUAACAACAUUUGCGUGUAGACUAGCCAAGCACCGAGGGUGUGAUACUUUGGAAGUCCGCGACCUUCAACUUCAUCUUGAACGCAAUCAUAACAUCCGAAUCCCUGGAUUCGCAUCUGAUGAGACAAGACUAUCCCUUUCACAGUCUGGCGUGGCACCCGCACCUGCCGCGUCUCUGAAGAAAGGUGCCCAGGGUCCCAAUACGGGGUUGAGGGCCCACCGGAACGCACAGGUCAAUCAAGCAAAACGCGAGGCGAAGAUGUCUUGA